GGAGUGGUAGCGGGUAGAACCAAUACGUACCGUGUUUGUAUAUAGUGCGUUGCGACCAUUGGUCUACAAUUUGUCGACCAAUCAUUGAGAAAGUGCACACUAAAAUAUCCAAUUUAACUGAAAAGAACAGAGCUCCAUGGAACAGCAGAUAGCCACAACAGCUGAUGGCCAAGUCGUCUUACAACCGAUCCAAGGUGUGGGGCCGGGCCAGGUGCAGGUGAUGCAAAUGAACACUGGCCAGGUUAUUCAAGGAGCAAAUGGCCAGCAAAUAAUGGUGCAUGCAGUCCCAUCCAAUGGCCAACUCCAAGUAGCUACAGCUGGAGGAACACAAGGAUUACAACAGAUACAGGUUGUUCCUGUAAGCAGUCUACAGACAAGCCAAGUGCUGGUUCAACCCCAACAACAACCACAACUAGUGCAAACAUCUGACGGCCAGACUUUUAUUUACCAUCCAAUGACAAUUGAAGGAGGCAUACAACAAACUACUCCAACAGUUUUAAACAUAAAUGGCAACUUGGUACAAAUAGCGGGGACAGCUCAGGCAGCAACAACGAAUGGAGUUACUCAAACGACGGUGGCAUCUCCAACGUCUCAAGUAGUACCACAGACUCUGACAGCUAGUACUUCUCCAAAUCAGCUAGCUAUGGCUAACGGAAACUUAGUCAUGGUGAGAAACGCCGCAGACAUGGUACCAAGUGCAAGUGGCCAACAGUUUCAGAGAGUACAAAUCCCCGGAACGGAGUUUUUGGAAGAAGAACCUUUAUAUGUAAACGCCAAACAGUAUAGAAGAAUUCUCAAAAGAAGGCAAGCUAGAGCGAAAUUAGAGUCUGAGGGAAAAAUACCCAAAGAAAGACCGAAAUAUCUUCAUGAGUCAAGGCAUAGACAUGCAAUGAAUAGGAUACGAGGGGAAGGAGGACGAUUUCAUUCUGGAUCAGUCAAGAAAAGAAGGGAAGAACAAGCGAGACUACAACAACAGCAACAGCAGCAGCACCAUCAUCAGCAGCAACAAACCCAUCACGAAGUGCAAGGUACAAUUGGUGUGUCAUACGGAAAUAUCGAAAUGGCCACACCGAUUAUUAUAGAGGGAGUUAUGCCUGACAUAAUUAAGACAGAUCCGCUCUCUAUAGAAGGAAAUUAGUAAAGGAUAAAUUACUAAAUUAUUA
Messenger RNA from Diabrotica balteata, 1163 nucleotides. Lineage: Eukaryota; Metazoa; Arthropoda; Insecta; Coleoptera; Chrysomelidae. The record is from the annotation of a GenBank genome assembly.